Messenger RNA from Gallus gallus (chicken), 3340 nucleotides. RefSeq names its product fem-1 homolog B (gene FEM1B). The transcript has 2 exons. The coding region runs from base 31 to 1914 and encodes 627 amino acids. The record is from RefSeq and is marked validated. NCBI's taxonomy places the organism in Eukaryota, Metazoa, Chordata, Aves, Galliformes, Phasianidae. Gene Ontology annotation, molecular function: protein binding.
GGCCGCAGCCGGGAGGAGGAGGAGGCGGCGAUGGAGGGGCUGGCGGGGUACGUUUACAAGGCUGCGAGCGAGGGGCGAGUGCUGACCUUGGCCGCGCUGCUCCUCAACCGCUCCGAGAGCGACAUCAAGUACCUGCUGGGCUACGUCAGCCAGCACGGCGGGCAGCGCUCCACCCCGCUCAUCAUCGCCGCCCGCAACGGCCACACCAAGGUGGUCCGCCUGCUCCUCGAGCACUACCGCGUGCAGACCCAGCAGACCGGCACCGUGCGCUUCGACGGCUUUGUCAUUGAUGGGGCCACAGCCCUGUGGUGUGCAGCAGGAGCGGGGCACUUUGAGGUCGUCAAGUUGCUGGUCAGUCACGGCGCCAAUGUGAACCACACUACGGUGACCAACUCGACUCCCCUGAGGGCCGCCUGUUUCGACGGCAGGUUGGACAUUGUCAAGUACCUGGUGGAAAACAAUGCCAACAUCAGCAUCGCCAACAAGUACGACAACACUUGCCUUAUGAUCGCAGCCUACAAGGGCCACACGGACGUGGUGAGGUAUCUCCUCGAGCAGCAUGCGGACCCCAAUGCCAAAGCCCACUGCGGCGCCACGGCUUUGCACUUCGCGGCCGAGGCCGGCCACCUGGAAAUAGUGAGGGAGUUGGUCAAGUGGAAGGCAGCAAUGAUGGUCAACGGCCACGGGAUGACUCCUCUGAAAGUGGCAGCCGAGAGCUGCAAGGCAGACGUGGUGGAGCUGCUGCUGGCGCACGCCGGUUGCAACAGGAGAAGUCGGAUCGAGGCGCUGGAGCUGCUGGGUGCCUCGUUUGCAAACGACAGGGAGAACUAUGACAUCAUGAAGACUUACCACUACCUGUAUUUAGCCAUGCUGGAGAGGUACAGAGACAGCGAGAAUAUAAUCGAGAAAGAAGUCCUUCCCCCAAUCGAAGCUUACGGAAACAGGACGGAAUGCAGAACUCCUCAGGAAUUAGAGUCCAUCAGGCAGGACAGAGAUGCCCUUCACAUGGAAGGCCUCAUUGUGAGAGAAAGAAUUCUGGGCUCGGACAAUAUCGAUGUCUCUCACCCCAUUAUUUACCGCGGGGCUGUUUAUGCGGAUAACAUGGAGUUUGAGCAGUGUAUCAAGCUGUGGCUCCACGCCUUGCAUCUGAGGCAAAAAGGCAACAGGAAUACUCAUAAGGAUCUCCUGAGGUUUGCCCAGGUCUUUUCUCAGAUGAUACACUUAAAUGAGCCGGUUAAAGCCAAGGACAUCGAGAGCGUUCUGAGGUGCAGCGUCCUGGAAAUAGAGCAAGGCAUGUCCCGCAUCAAAGCCACCCAGGACGCUGACAUCCACACAGCCGUGGACAACUACGAAUGCAAUAUUUUCACCUUCCUCUACUUAGUCUGCAUCUCCACUAAGACCCAGUGCAGCGAAGAGGAUCAGUCGCGCAUCAACAAGCAGAUCUACAACCUGAUUCACCUGGACCCCAGGACGCGGGACGGCUCCACGUUGCUGCACCACGCCGUCAAUUCCAGCACUCCCGUGGACGACUUCCACACGAAUGACGUCUGCAGCUUCCCGAACGCCCUCGUCACAAAGCUGCUGCUGGACUGCGGUGCUGAUGUGAACGCUGUGGACAACGAAGGGAACAGUCCUCUGCACCUCAUCGUCCAGUACCACAGGCCCAUCAGUGACUUCUUGACGUUGCAUUCCAUCAUCAUCAGCCUGGUGGAGGCCGGCGCCCACACAGACAUGACGAACAAGCAGAAGAAAACUCCUCUGGAUAAAAGUACCACGGGGGUGUCUGAAAUACUCCUUAAAACUCAAAUGAAGCUGAGUCUCAAGUGCCUGGCUGCCCGUGCGGUGCGGAUCUACAACAUCAGCUAUCAGAACCAGAUCCCCAGAACUCUGGAGGAGUUUGUGAAGUUUCACUAGGCUCCAUAAAACCUUUCGUGGUGGUGCUAUCCCAUGCUGACAUCAAUUGCAGGCGACGGAAUAUGUGUGUAUACACGGAGUUGUGUCUCUCUCUUCUUUCGUUCUGGUUCCUUUGGAUUCAGUCUGCAGCCUCUGUUCUCACGCGGAUCCUGGGGGGACAAAAGCCACGUGAUUUUCCCGUAGUCAAAUCUGGUGUUUGAGAUUUUGGUCGUUGCUUUUAAGCACAAAAAUAAUGAUGUCUUCUCCCUUGUUUUCAGAAACAAAAAGGAAAGAUUCCCCAUGUAAGUGGUGCAGAAUAUCUUGUUUCAAAUCCGUAUCUGCGCUGGUGGUGGCAGUCGGGUGCUCUGAGUAGUUCCGUACAAAGGCACCCCAUUCACACUGCUCCUGAGGUUUUAAAACGUCUCCAAGUGAGGUAGGGAAUAGAAUUCCCUGGUGGUUACGUGGUUAAUGUCUCAGCACACAGAGCAGCCCGUUGCUCUUAUACCUCACAGUCCUGGAAUGCCUUUCAGUUCAUGCUGAAGAUGUUGGUAACAUCUUAAAAGCUUUUAAUCUUCUUUUCUUUUUCAUGACUUUCUGAACAGCAGUUAUCAACAGCUACAGAAGUAAGGGAUGCUCUGUUAGGAAAUACAGGUUCAAGUUCACAUGUGGUCUGUUCCUCUCGUAACAGUUGAAGUACAGAGCUCUUCAUUGGCAAUACUGUGGUAAGUAUUGAGUGGCUCCUGGAGAACGAACUCGCACGUUGGUCAAAAUGAGCCAGCACCGUGGUUUUAUGGUUUCCCUUUAUGCAGCUGAGUCCCUCACAUAUAAAGACCGUGCAUGGAUACCUAGGAGAUGUAUAGGGUAUUUGUGUCUGUGUGUGUCCCAGCAUUUCAAACCGCUUCUCACUUGUUUUGUUCCCAUGCUCAACACGCACCUUUCUUGGACUCAAAGUGUAGAACUGCACUCUCAGAUUCCAAAUGCUGUAUCUUCCUAACGGGGUCGUCGUCGCCAAAGAGAGUCUUCCUUCGGAGCGUGGUUCUGCUUGAAACUGCUUCCUCCAACACGCCUGGAGUCUGUGCCUCCCCACGUUGGACUUUGUGAGACUUUUCUCAUCAUUUUUACUCCUUUCGUUAUGGAAAUCUCUCUUAAAACUGAUUUUUACAAAGAACUGUCCUAUCCUAAGGUCUUCUAUGGUAAGCAGCUGAUUGUACAGUGGAAGUGCUGCUGCAGAUGCUGUGGCAGUACUGUGUCGCUGGUCUCACCACCUCCUGGGAACUCUGUGGUUUUAAAAGCAGCUUUUUAACCCUCAGAUGAUGAAAGAAUGUUCUGUAGGUUUGGGUUUUUUUUUUUUAAACAACUAUCCGGGUAGAACUUCAAGGCGAGAUUAUGGCACACGUUUCUAUUUGUAUGACAAAGAAAUAAACACUGAAUGUGGGGUUGGUCUGCA